AGGCUCCUCCCGCCCGUUCCCGGCAGGAAGCGCUCCCAGCCAAUCGCGCCGGGGCCGCCGCCCGCGCUGUCUCCGCCGCGGGCCCGCUCCGGGUUCCCAGAGAGGAUUUUCCCCACCAGGAUUCCCGCUCCUGCUCCCUCACCCCGGCUUUUCCCGUGCCAAGGAUGCCCUUCCCGCUGCUCAUCCUGGCGCUUGGCCUGGCAGGCGCCAUGGAGAUCCAGGUGCCGGAGGAGCCCGUGGUGGCCCUGUUUGGCCAGGACGCCACCCUGCUGUGCUCCUUCUCCCCCGAGGCCAACUUCAGCGUGGCCGAGCUGAGCCUCAUCUGGCAGCUGACGGACACCAAGCGCCUGGUGCACGAGUUCUCCGGGGGCCAGGACCGGCUGCAGGACCAGGGCCAGGGCUACGCCAACCGCACGGCGCUCUUCUACGACCAGCUGCAGCGGGGCAACGUGUCGCUGCUGCUGCGCCGCGUGCGCAUCGCCGACGAGGGCAGCUUCACCUGCUUCGUGCGCGUGCGCGACUACGACAGCGCCGCCGUCGCGCUGCAGGUGGCAGCUCCCUACUCCAAGCCCAGCGUGCACCUGGAGCCCAGCAAGGAGCUGAAGCCGGGCGACGUGGCCGAGGUGACGUGCCACGCGUCCCGCGGCUACCCCGAGGCCAGCGUGCUGUGGCAGGACAGCCGGGGUGCCAACCUGACUGCCAACGUCACCACGUGGCAGGUGGCCAAUGAGGAGGGGCUCUUCGAGGUGCGCAGCGUCCUGCGCGUGCUGGUGGAGCCCGGCGUCACCUACUCGUGCCUGGUGCUCAACGCCGCGCUGCGCCAGCACGGCCACGCCUCUGUCACCAUCACGGGCCAGCCCCUGGCAUUCCCGGCGGUGGCCCUGUGGGUGACGGUGGCCCUGGCCGUGUGCGUGGUGGCCCUGCUGGGCGUCCUGGCCUUCGUGUGCCACCAGAAGAUCCGCGAGAGCUGCCGCGAGGACGAGGAGCGCGCGGGGCCAGAGGAGCGGGAUGAGGAGGGGGAGGAGCCCAAGACAGCUCUGCAGCUGCUGGAAAACACGGAGAGCAGAGAGGAUCGGGAGCAGGAGAUCGAUUGACGGCAGCCCCGGCCCCACCCGCCUGUCCCCGAGCGAGCGGCGACAUCCCCGGGGCGGUGACACCCCUGGAGCGGUGACACCCCGGGACAGUGGCAUCUCUUGGCGGUGACACCCCUGGCAUGGUGGCACCUCCAAGCUGGCGAUGACCCGGGGCAGUGACAUCCCCGGGGCAGUGACACCCCUGGGGUGGUGGCGCCUCUUGGCAGUGACACUUCAGGGGCAGUGACACCUCCGGGUGGUGACACCCCCGGGACAGCAACACCCCAUGGUCGGUGACACCCCCUCUGGGCAGUGACACCCCCGGGGUGGUGACAACUCUGAGGCAGUGACACCUCUGGGCGGUGACACGCCUGAGGGGGUGACAACCCUGGGGCAGUGACGCCUCCAAGCUGGCGACAACCCUGGGGCUGCGACACCCUUGGGGCAGUGACACCCCUGGGGUGGUGACACCCUGUCUGGGCAGUGACACCCCUGGAGUGGUGACACCCCGUCUGGGCAGUGACACCCCCGGGCCGGUGACACCUCUGGGUGGUGACACCCCCGGGGUGCCCCAGCAGGGAGGACCCGGAGCUGCCGCCUGCCCCACCCCAUUGCCGUUCCCCACCUCCCGUCCUUCCUGGGAAAGGCAGGUGAGGACCUGCCCGGUGUCCCCGUGUCCCUCUGCGUGUCCAUCCCAGCGGGACAUUCCCCGUUCCCUGCUCUGGUGCUGCCCCGGGUGCCUUUCCCUGCCCUUCCCAAGCCCGGAGCCUCGGGAAUGGCGGCUGGGGCUCAGGGGGCUCCGGGAGCCCCUUCCCCACGCUCCUUUCCCGCUCCCCGAGUCCCUCCGGGCUUGUCCUGGCCUUAACCGCUGGAUCCCGGCAGGUUUGUCCCACCGGGAGCGAUCCCGGGGCGUUUUUGGGAAGGGAGCACCCGCUGGCCGGGUGAGGUCCUGCUGUGGGGACACCUCUGGGGAUAUCCCGAGCUCGUCAUUCCCUUGGGAUUGGGGGCUCCGGGUGCGUCCCAGGGUCCCCCCAGCGCUGUUGGGGACGUGGGGACGCCCCGAGUGCUGCUGUCCCGGAGCGCGGGAGGUCCCCAAGAGCUCCUUGGGUCGAGUCCUUCUUUAAAAUCCGGGAUCUGGGGCGUUUCCCGUGCCUUGACAAAUAAAUGUGGGACCGUGUC
Messenger RNA from Camarhynchus parvulus, 2252 nucleotides. It is a transcript of the gene CD276, whose product is annotated as CD276 molecule. Bases 165 to 1094 code for a protein of 309 amino acids. The transcript is spliced from 8 exons. Lineage: Eukaryota; Metazoa; Chordata; Aves; Passeriformes; Thraupidae. The record is from RefSeq and is a predicted model, not a curated record.